AUGAAUACCUGCGAUUAUGAGGAUGUAAUUUUAUAUUUGUCUCGUUGUGGUAACAGAGAAAGCGAAUCUUUCUUAAAAGAGGGAACCGAAGGUACUUACAGCUCUGCAAAAGGGAACGUGAACCUUGAGAGCUUGAAAAUAUCAAUAGCGAUAGUGCUCUACAAGUAACGAUAAUAUAUUAGUUGGGCUAAUUUUUACUAACUUUUUACGAAUCAACGAUGGGAUUUCAUUCUGUGUAAAGUUUUGUAUAAAAUCAAGGAAAAGACAUUAUCAAUAUCAUAGAUACAAUAUGCACAAGUAGUGUUAUACAAAACGGAUUAAUUUUUAUAUCAAAGGUAAAUUGAAUGUUUAUUUGUAUUAUUCUUAUGAAUUUUCAUAUGUAUAUAUACAUAAUUAACUCAUCGUCUUUUCUCUUAGGUCAUAAGAAUUUUACAAAUAUAGAUAUAAAAUAUGAUGGAAAAACUUUAAACAAUCGGAUCAAAGAUGAAGCAUAUUGAAAUUAAAAACAAGGAUCAUAAUUAUAGCGAAGUGAAAUUACGUAAUUUCCAGCACGCUACUAGUAAUAUUCUAAAUAUAUGCGACAAUGAUAUUAAAACAGUAUGCAAAUCAAAUAAAUCUGGCAUAAUAUCAAACAAAGAGAUAUUUGGUCAGAUUAAAGAUAUUAAUGAAUUGAAGAAAAUCACGCCACGUGUGAAACUAUUGACUCACGAUGCAAAUAGUUUAAACGAAUUAACUAAAAUUUCUUUGCACAAUAAAAUAUCUGCACAAAAGAAAUUAUCGAUAUUGGAACAAACAAAACAGGAGUUGAAAAAGUAUUGCAGAACUUGUGCUGGCUUAAAACUUCCAUUAGUUGAUAUUUUUAGUGAAAAAGGUAAUCAAAUGAGAUUAAGCCAACAAAUUAGACAUUUAGAGGACAUAAAUCCGUAUGAUAGCUUAUCAACUCAAAUGUGCAUGGAUUGUAUCUGCGACUUGAAAAUGAGUUAUAAGUUUUUUAUGCAAAUUAAGAAAGCAGAAGUUAAAUUGAAAUCCAUUCACAUUUCUCUGACUGAUACGGCAACAAGAAACAUGGAAUUGAAUAAAACAAAGCCUUUAACAAGUCUUGAAAAACAAGUAGAAAAUAUUGCUGAAAGCAAUGUCAAAAGUCCAUCCACAAGUAAAGAAAUAAAUGAAAAUGUUGUUCCAAAAAUAUCUGCAAAUAUCUUUUCAUUAAAAGAUGAUAAAGUACUUGAAAAAAAUGUUCGGAAAGUAAAUCAUAAGGAGUUAGAAAGUCAGAUUGAAGUUGAGAUUUUUGAAGAAUCAACUAUUCUACAAAAUAGUGAUGAUAAUGAAUCUAUAGAAGAAUUUGAUCCAGACGAUCCUCCUUUUCAACCUGAUAGCUCUGAUGUAGCAGAAUCUGAUGAUGAAGUAGAGAUACCAAAUGCAAAAAGACGACAUAUUCAACAGAAGGAAAGUAUGAAACAAUGUUCACAAUCAAUUUCUAUCUCUGAUAAUAAUUCAGUCUCGGAUGAUAAAAAUAUUGACAUAAAGCAAACAACAUAUAAUUAUGAUACUUGUCUAAAAACAUAUGUUAAAAUAAAGGAUACAGAUUGUAAUAGUCAAUCUACUGAAUCACACAGCAUUAUUAAUUCUGAAACUAUAUAUAAUACUGAAAGUACAAAAGAAUGUUCAAAGCAACCAAAUAUAUUAAAACGUAGGUUGUUAUUACAAUCUAAAAAAGAGUCUGCGGAAGAAACCGAUGAAAAUUGUCAGUCAAAUAUUUCUGAUAAAUGUGGAAGCCAUAAGGAUUUAAAAGUACAAAAACUUGAUGUAAACAAUUCUCUAAACAGUAAUCAAGAGGAUGGAAUCAUGUAUGUUACUGUGAAAGGAUCUAAACCGAAUGAAAUAUUGUUAGUAAAAGUUAAAAAAAUGGAAAAAUCAUUAGAAAAAAAAGAUGAUAAAUCUGUAGGGAAAAAAAAUUUUGAUAUUAAACCAAUGGACAAGAUUUUAAAACGAUAUGAAACAUUAGUUACGAAAGAAAAAGAUUUAUUUCCAGAACGAACAAAAAAGUCAGAAAUAAGAGAACAGAUUAUAGAAGAACAAAUAGAAGAAUAUAAGAAAAAGCGAGAGAAAGUAUUAGGUGGACAUACUAAUAUUGUUGCACUUCCAAAACUUGAAGAAUCUCGUUAUUUUAAACGUAAUGAAAAUCAAGAUAAUCAAAGAUCUCUUGCUAUAGAAAGUGAUUCUGUUGUAAAUGUGCAGUUGAAUAAAGAUGAUGGUGAAUUGAGUGCAAAUAUUAAUAGUGAAGAUGAUAUUUCAGAAAUUGCCGAAUCAGCCAAAGAAAAGUCUGCAAAUGAAAAAACAUAUGUAAAUACUGAAGAAUAUUUGUCACAUUUAGCAAAACUUAAAUUGAAAUGGGAAGAAGCAAAAAAGAAAAAAGAGUCACUUCAAAAAGAACUAGAUGAAUCUUAUACAGAAGGAAACAUUGAGAAAUUAACAAGAAUUUUAGGAGAAAAAGAAAAAAAUUUGCAAGAUUUCCAAGAUUAUCUGAAACAACGUAAAAUUGUAAUUACAAGAUUAAAAGAUGAAGAUAUUAUUUCUCUUUACGAAGACAGAAAUAAUGCAGUGCUUAAAAACAGUUUACCUGACUUGAUAGAUGAAAGUCAACCAGCAGAUUAUAUUCCAGAAGAACAUUAUUUAGAAUGUGAUUAUUGUCCAGAGACGUUUGCUUCUAAAGAAGUUCUAGAAGAACAUUUGAAAAUGCAUGAUUAUAGAAUUAUGCAUUUUUGUGAAGAUUGUAUGGAAGAAUUUCCAACAAAUAAAGCAAAACGAAAUCAUAAUGUAAUUUGUAUAAAAAAAUUACUAUGUAAAUAUUGUGACAUGAUGUUGGAUUCAAAAGGGAAAAAGCGUCAGCAUGAACAAAAACAUUGUGAUAGUAUGUAUGGACAGUUAUGUGAUGUAUGUGGUGAAAAAUUUAAACAUCAAGGAACAUUGGAUCAACAUGUAAAAACACAACACAUGAGUUGGGAGAAAAUAUAUCAAUGUCCAAAGUGUCCUAAAAAAUUUGCUUUCAAACAAAAACUUAGUUUUCAUUUGAAAUCUGUACACACAACAUUAAGGGCCUAUUUAUGUGAGGAUUGUGGAGCUGAUUUUAAAAAUCCUGCAAGUCUCAGACAUCAUAGAAUACGUAAACAUCAACCUGUAGGCAAUAAAAGAGAAUGUCCAGUAUGUCAUAAAUUAGUACCAUUUUAUAGCCUUUCUAAACACAUGCAUACUCAUAAAGCAUACACUAUUCAGUGUCCACACUGUGACAAAAUGUUUAAAAAUAGUUCAACUUUAAAACAACACGUGAGAAUUCAUGAAGACCAGCGUCAAUAUCGAUGUGAUACUUGUGGUGUUGGAUUUAAUAGACGAGAUGGCUUAAGGUUACAUAUGAGAGUGCAUGAAAAAACUGAUAGUAGAGGAUUAAAAGAAUGUUCGUGUCAAGUAUGUGGUGAAAAGUUUCCAAAUCAUUCAACACUUGUCAUACAUAGAAACCGAGUUCAUAAAGAUGGUAGACAAUAUACUUGCCAUAUAUGUAACAGAUCGAUGAUUUCAACUAGAUCGUUAGAGUGGCAUAUGUCUCAUAUACAUAAUGAAUCACUUCCUGGUGUCGUAAAAGAGGAUGUAGAUGGACCACCAGAAAAGAAAAGAGCGUCGUGUUAUCAUUGUAAUAAGACAUUCAAAACAGAAAUGAUUUUGAGAACACAUAUUAAAAACACACAUAUGGAAAAAGAUCCUAUGAAGUGUUUAGACUGUGAAUUGACAUUUACUUCCGAAGUUAGAUUAAGACAUCAUAUGAUGGUCACACACAAUAGAUUAGAAGGAACUUUGCCUUGUCCACAUUGUCCAAAGAGGUUCGUGAAUCAACUCAGAUUAAAAACUCAUAUGAUAUCUCAUUCUGAAGAAAGGCCAUAUACUUGUGAAAUCUGUGGAUUUAAUUUAAAAACUAAAAUACAGUUGAUCAAGCAUCAUCAAAAUAGGCAUAGCGAUGAAAGACCUUUACAGUGUAGAUAUUGUCCUUGGAGAUGUAAACAAGUUAGCGCUCUUGUAUGUCAUGAAAGAACUCAUACAAAUGAAAGACCAUAUUCUUGUAGCGUGUGUAGGCAACGUUUUAAAUAUUUAGGUGAUAAAAAUAAACACGAAAGACGACAUGAAAGCUUAGGAGGAUCUGGAUUUAAAAGAAUAGUACUUGGUCGAAAUAUCAAAGCUACUAAAGUACAGGAAGAUUCUUCUUGUUCUGAACAUGAGCAAGAAAGUUUAAAUAAUACGGAAUCUCAAAUUCCUGAAAGUGAAUAUCAAGACCAGACAGAUCAACAAUUUGAGGAAGAGCAAAUAGUGAAAUUUGAAGAAGAACAAAUAGUGAAGUUUGAAGAAGAACAGAUAGUUAAAUUCGAAGAAGAACAAAUAGUUAAAUUUGAAGAACAAGAAAUAACGGAAGAAUAUGAACAAGUAUAUGAACAGGAAUAUGAAGAGACAUCUAGAGAGGCUUCAGAUGCAGCAGAAGUUAUAAUGAACAUGGAAGAUACUACUGUUUACACAGAAGAAGUAACUACAGAUAAUAUCGAACCUACAGAAAUUAUGACAGAUGAAAUGAUGACAAAUGAGAUAUUACAAUCAGGUGCUGUAGUUCAUUUGCAACAAGAAGAUGAUUCAGGGAAAAUACAAGUGAUUCCAGUGAUGUUAUCUUUACCUGAUUUAUCUGAUGCAAAUACAGAGGUCAAUUUAGCUACUGCAUCUAUUAUGUAUAAUAAUUGAAUUCAAUCUCGCAUUUUAUAUUUGCGAUAUGCUUUGUAUAAAGAAAUGAUUUUUAAAGUUUUAUUGUGGUAAUUAUACAUUUAAAGGAGCUGUUUAUUUGAUAUAAAUAAGUAGGGGCUAAAUUACAUUCCUAUAAACCCAUUUCAGCAUGUUCUAAAAUGUAUAUUUCCUUUUAAUAUAUGUAGGUUUUAUUGUGCUAGAAGAUUAUGUACCUAAAAAUCAGAAUAGUUAUUUCCUAUCGAAAUAAUAGUUUUGUAAAAUUAAUUUACUGUGUGAAAAUACUAUUAAAACCAAUUUAAGAUGUAAAAAGAAUGAUAUAAAAAAAUUAUCUCUUUCAAUACAAAAUUUUUGUUUAAUUAUAAAUAAUAAAUAAAAAUAUCUGUAGUACGAUAUAUAAAAUAUUUUGUACAAAUCUAUAAAAGAUGAACAAGUAUUUUACUUGAUAAUACAAACUUUCAAGAUUAAUAAAAUUGACAUUGUUCAUAACCACACGUCUAUUUAUAAAUCGUUUAUGAUUCAAUAUCAUUUUUUUUUUCUUGCUUCCUAAUUAUUAAUACUUUUUUUCUAUUUAUUAACAUUAUUUUAUAAGUAUUCCUUGUUUCUUAAUUUGUCAAAGGAAUAUUUUAAUCAUUAAAGAAAUCAUGCAUUUUAUAGUUACAAAUUCAAGUAUAAAUUAAGAAAAUAUUAUUAAAUGUAUUUUUCGGCGACAUAUUUUUGCAUAACUUUAUAUAGCAAAAUUUUUUUUCAAUGUUCAUAUAAUAUAUAUUUCUAAUAUAACUUUGCAAUUGAUGCUCAAGUGUUAAUUCAGAUAUAAUUUAAAUAGAUAUAAUGUCUCCCUUGUUUUAUAAUAAUACUAAUAUUCUUUUGUAUUAUGGUAAAUUAAAUAUUUUUAUUCCUAAAACUUUUCUUUUAUUGUUAUAGUUAAAUUUAUUAUAUUUAUGUACAAUUAUAACUUUUAUAUACAUUUCAUUAAAUAAUUAAUUAUUAUUUAAUUAUUCGUAAUAUAUUGCACAUAGUUAUUUGAAUUUUUAUGAUAUUUUUUACUCAUCACAUAUUACAAUAAGUUAUGUACUCGAAUAUUUUAUUUCUUUUUUAAUUUUAACUUUUAUUUAUUUUUCUUAUACUAUUAUCAUAUAUAAACUUUUGUUUGUUAAUUUGCACUUGUAUUUUUUGGUGGUAAUAAAAGAAUUUGAGUGUCAAAUACUUUUGUACAUAAAAUACUUGCAAAUAUUUAUAUAUUUUUCUUAUAUAUAAAUAAUUAUUAAAUUUACAUUUAAAUUACACUUACACUUACAUUUAAAUUUCUUUAUGAUAGGAUAAUAUGCACUUUAUGAAAUGGAUACAAUAACAAAUCAUAUUUAUAUUAUAUAUAUUUUUAUAAAAUUUUUAUGAAAAAUAUAAUUGAAUUUUAUAUUUAUAUAAAAUAAAAUUAACGUAUAAACGUUAAGAGUAAAUGUAAAUGGAUAUUAACUUAUCUAAAACAGAUAAACAUUGAAAUCGUUGUGCUGUACAAGAAAAAUGUACAAAUAUAUAAAUGUAUAAUAUUAAUAUUACAUCAGGUUUCAAUAUUCUUUUUAUUUUUCCAAUAUUUAAAAUAUUAAUUUUAUUCUAUGGACACUUCAUUUUAAAGUGUUAAGAAUUUGUAAUGAUCUUUUACAAUAAAUUUUUACUUUUCUAGAUUUUGAUAAUAUUGUGCAAGAAUAAACCAUGCUUUAGGUGACAUGAAACCAUCAGGUGGAUUCUCACCUGCUUUUGCUAAACCUAUAAGAAAAUAUUAA
This is a messenger RNA of Heterotrigona itama, 6551 nucleotides long. Lineage: Eukaryota; Metazoa; Arthropoda; Insecta; Hymenoptera; Apidae. The record is from the annotation of a GenBank genome assembly.